GCCUGGGAAUUCACUUCUUCUUUGUCCCGCUCAGAGUCGGGUAUCUCGGCCAAGCCAAACGGUAAAUUGCCUACUUAAUCAAAACAAACAACCAAGUUGAGGGGCCAAUCUUAGUGUUAUUCCUAAACAAAAUAUAUGAUGCGAAGCCUACAACAGAGAUUCACUGUUCACCAAUGAAUAUAACCAGUUAGAGUUUUAGUUUUGCUGUUUACCCGUGCUCUACCAGACUACAACCAUUUCUGCUGCAGAAUUUCAUCGCCCUCCUUUCUCUGCUUCAAGUCUUAACUGACUCUUGGUGAUAAUUUGGCACUGAGUUUUCCCUGUGGCUUCAAGGUUAGCAAGAAAGUAACCAUGGAUGUUGAUGCCCAACCAACCAUGGAGGAAACUAUAUUGGUUGGUGAGGAUUUAAUGAUGGGACCACCAUCUCCUCUCAUCCCCCCUGAAAUUGCCUCCCAUGUCCUUGAAGGUGUUGAUUUGUGUGAUGGGGUUUUGAGGAAUCUCUUUUUAUGCCUGCAAAUUAAUGAUAUUGAACCUUUCUGUCAGGAUGAGCUUGUAUUGUAUCGACAGUGUGCUGAAAAGAGGGAUAAGGAACUAAGGCAACGUCUCAAAGAUAGUGAAAGAAAAUUGGGACUAUCAAUGCCUUUAGAUCAAGCAAAGGAAAGAGCUGCUCAGCUUGAAUCAGAAGUCACAACAUUGGAGAGGCGCUUGAUUCUGGCUAGUGGAAUUGAAGGCAUUGAAGGAUUCCGCCAGAGAUGGAGUUUGCAUGGACGUCUUUCAGAUACCAAGUAAUGUUAAACAAAUCCAUAAUCGUAACAUGUUUAUGAGUUGCCAUGAGUUUCACUAGUCGUCCAAGUUUUCUUGGAUGUGUUAUCAUCCUAUCAAAGUGAUUAACAAGGUGCUUGUCUUGUUUUAACAAAUUAGAUGACAGUGGAAAGCUCUUCAUGGAUUUGUCCUGCUCACCUAAAAAGUAUUUGCCAACUACUGGGUGGCUUAUAUUGCGAUGAAGUGCUUGCUUUUGAUCGCCUUUGUUUUCUAAGUGAUCUAGUGUCGUAGUUUCUACUCAGUUUUUGUUAGGUUUUUGGGAGUAUGGUCUCUAUGUUUGCUACAAGAUUACAAAUGAAAAGGAUACCUCGGGGUUUUUGAUCUCCAAAUUGCAGUUCUUAUUUUAUGUGCAGGAGUCGGUUGGAAUCCUUAAACCAGGGCAUAGAAAAUAGGAAAAAGGAUGAACCAAGUGCAAGUACAACUAGCAAAAGAUGGUUCUUUUGGUAAUCUUGGUGCUUACAUUUGUCUGUCAAGACGAACCGGUUUCCUGCGGCGGAGCCAACUAGACCAUCGACCAAGAGUUCAAGCUGUUAAAUACAUCUUUAGAGUCAAAUAUCUCAUAAUUAGCUUUCUUGUGAAAUCGUUUUGAAGCUACCACCUUGUUUACCUUACAUGUUCGAGUUGAACAUGUUCCUAGCCAAAUUUUCAAGGCAUGAAAAUUGUCAUGCGAGUUUAAUACUUCUGCCCAGACUAAUGUGAAGUGACCACUAACUCCACUCAUUGAAUGUUUCUGUAAUUCCCAUUUGGCUUAAGUACUGAAUAAAGUCCCAAACUUUUA
Molecule: messenger RNA, 1600 nt
Organism: Rubroshorea leprosula
Lineage: Eukaryota; Viridiplantae; Streptophyta; Magnoliopsida; Malvales; Dipterocarpaceae
Source: the annotation of a GenBank genome assembly